Molecule: messenger RNA, 2069 nt
Organism: Pocillopora verrucosa
Lineage: Eukaryota; Metazoa; Cnidaria; Anthozoa; Scleractinia; Pocilloporidae
Source: RefSeq, a predicted model, not a curated record
AUUGAUAUCUGAUCUGAGAGAGUGUUUGAAAAGAAUGGAAUUGUCAGAUGAAGAUCUAAUUUACCUUGAUGAACUUAAAAGAUGCUUUGAAGCUGAAAACCUUUCAAAAGUGAAUGAGAGCCAGAUUCAAAAAUUAGAUCAGCUUAUUGAUAAAUACCUGACAGAGGAAGGCAGUCAGGCACUACAUCUCACUUUAAAACUUCUGCAGUUGUUAUCACAGUGUGAAAAAUUGUUUUCAUCAUCCAAAGGGCUACAGGAGACUGUAAAAAAGGCCUGUGGGAGUUUCCCAAGCAUUCCAUCUCUAACUCAAGUUAAGUGCAUCAAAUUGUUUUGCAGUGCUAUCAGCCAUCAGUCUGGUCACUCCUCCUUGCUUGGUGACAGUCACCCCACACCUCUUCCUGCUGUGACAAUCAAUUGUCUCAGCAAAGAUUUGGAACUCCAAACUGUCGGAGCUGCUUUGGUUUCCAAUAUCGCAAGACUAAAGAUACACAAAGACAUUGAGUGUUCUACAGCCAUCAUUGAACUUUUAAACAGAAAUGUUUCUCCAGAGACAGUGAGUCAUACAUUACCUGCCAGUGGAAUUCAUCUGCGUCCUACACUAGAUUCCAGUGCUGGCCACAAGUCAUUGAAGCAUAAUUCAAGUGCUGGACCAGAUGCAUUAUACCAUCCUCCUUCAGACUACAUGGAGCUGGACAACAAAGCAGAAGUAAACAGCCUAUCAUCCAUGAACACCCCUGGUCUGUCAGGUCCAAUUGACAACAGUAGUGCUGCUGUGGAGGCCAGAUCACCAUUGAUACCUCCUCCUCCUCCAUCGUUUUCUGCGUUAGGAAAAAGUGAAAAGAAGAAGACCAAGAGUCCUGGUAAUGAGGUAGAACCAAACGGUCAGAUAUUAACAGAAGAUUCUCCUGAUGUGAGUCACUUGUAAAUUACAGGAAAGAAGAAUCACUGAGAUGGAAGCUGUUAGCCUGGAAAGAUGAAUACACAGUGAAAGAAUGACAAAUUAAGCCCUCAAUCAAAUGCAUUCUAGCAUUUCCAUUGCUUGCUAAUUAUUGCUUAUUUUGAUGGAAGAUCUCAAAUUAUUGGUCACAUGACUGAAAUACUGUUUUGUAAUAACAGAAUAGUUGUGUGGAUAGCUCAAAAAUAUUUAAUUGAGGGAAGGUUUUUCAGGGCUGAAAUAAUCAGACUGAUUUAUUUGGUAAACAGAAAAAUUAUGCAGACAUAUGGAGGCUACUGAGCCUAAUAACUGAGUUAACAUUUCUGUUCUGAAAAUCUAGCCAUCAAUUCUCUGCGCUCUCUGUUUUAUAGUAUAUAUUUUGUAUGACUUAGCUCUGAGAGUUUGAUGUUAACCCUUUAACCCCUAAGAGUGACCAGCAUCUAAUUUCUCCUUACAAUAUCACCACUGAAUCACACAUUCACAUCAUGAGAAUACAGGAAAUGAUCACCAACUCUUGAUUGUCAGACAAAUUCUCCUUUUCGGCACCUUAGUAAAUAUACAGAGAACAGUAGGGAGAAUAUAAAUACUGAUGUUAGGGUGUAAAGGGUUAAAUCAAGCAAUAUCCAUUUGUUUAUAUUUUACUGCUCAUCAUCUUUUUGCUUAAAAAUGUUUUGGUAUUGUAAAGAGGAUUUCCUUUUUGGUCACUCUUGAAAGAAAUGGUUCAAUUUGCAAAGAAGCAGUGUUUUCAUUUGGCCUGAAAAAUAAUUAUGACAAGCACUUGCUUAGCAUCCUUUUAGUUCUUUCAAAAGUUUUAAGUGAACAGUUUGAUGUACUUAAAUUAUGAUCUCAUAUUUAAUUUGUAGGUUUAUUGAUCAUGUACAAAUCUGUUAGCCUUAUGGAUGAAAAUAUUUUAUGGAGAUCUGAUAUAUCAUAGCUGAAAAUGCCUAAAUUAUUUUUGUGAGCUGUAAAUUGCGAAGAAAAGAAUGAACAAAUUGAUGCUGAAGUUAGCGAUAGAGGGUAACUGGACAAAACUUUAUGAAACACAUGCUAUGAUGUUCAAUUGAUUUCCAAUGGAAAUUAUUGCAGAUUGUAUUUGAUUGUAUUUACAAUAAUCAAUGCUACAUAGUAAAAGUAU